Thelazia callipaeda (thelaziosis nematode) is the source of this 2376-nucleotide messenger RNA. The record is from the annotation of a GenBank genome assembly. Lineage: Eukaryota; Metazoa; Nematoda; Chromadorea; Rhabditida; Thelaziidae.
AUGGACAGACACAUACAAAAUUUGACGAGAGGUCAGUGUAAAGACGGUGUUGUGGUACCAGCAGUAAUUACCUCUGCACCUAAUGCUUUAUUGUAUUUACUGGCAUUAAUGUACUGCUUUCUGGGUAUAGCAAUUAUCGCAGAUGUUUUCAUGUGUUCCAUUGAAAGAAUAACAUCAACGACUAGAAAAGUUAGAUGCAAAAAUUUACGAAUAAAUCGUUUGAUCACAAAUGAAAACACGCCUGCAAAUGAAUUUAUAAACGUGCGCGUGUGGAAUCCAACCGUCGCUAAUUUAACUUUAAUGGCAUUGGGUAGUAGCGCUCCAGAAAUUUUACUUUCAAUAAUCGAAAUAAUAACUAAUAAUUUCCGGGUAGGUGAUCUCGGACCUGGAACGAUCGUUGGCUCAGCGGCGUUUAAUUUGCUAUGUAUCACAGCAGUAUGCAUAUUCUGUGUAUCUUCGCCUAAAACAAAACGGAUUGAAGAGAUUCAAGUCUUUGCUGUAACUUCACUGUUCAGUUGUUUUGCAUAUAUUUGGCUUCUAAUUAUACUUGUUGUAAUAUCACCAAAUGUUGUGGAGCUUUGGGAAGCGUUGAUGACCUUAGCAUUCUUUUUAAUGCUAAUCGUAAUUGCAUAUGCGACAGAUAAAAAAAUAUGCAAACCAAGACGUACGUGGUUACGUGGAUUGCAGAUGGAUAAAUCAAAUCAUCAGAAAUUUCAAGAACCGAUUGAUGAUGCUGAUAAUUAUUUGAAAAAGUUGAGCAGUGAGAUGGCCUGUAAAAAUCAUGAGGUGAAAUUCCUUUUCACUCCAAUGGAUAUGCUAGCUGAUAACCGUACACUUCGGCAAAUGUCUCAGUACAUAUCUCAAACUUAUCCAAAUCUGUCCUCAGAUGAACAGUCUAAGUUACUUGCAUCUAAACUAACUCAAUUACAGUUUUCAGCUUCAACAAUAAUAGAGUUUUCGGCCCGCGUUUACUCGAUUAAAAGAGGAAGCAGCAAAGUAAAGUUAAAAGUUAUUCGCAGUGGUCCUAUCGACAUUCCACUCAUUUUUCGCUAUUCGACGAAAAAUGGUGUGGCCAAAAGUGGUCUACACUUUUUAUCAAAAUCGGAAACUAUGCAAUUCACAACGAACGAAAAAAUGAAAGAUAUUUUCGUUGAUUUGGUAGAGAAUGCAAACUGGCAGCCUGGCGAUGUGUUCUAUGUGCUUCUGAAAUUGGUUGAAGAUAAUGAUGACAAAAAGGAGAAAAACGUGAAAAUUGGACAGACGUACAUUGCUAGCGUUCGAUUUCCUGAUGAUUCAGCAAGUUUUGUCGGUGAACCAAUGAUAGCAAAUGAAAAUCAAAAAUAUGUACGAGCAUUUAUUACUCGUAUUGGCCACCACAAUGAACAAACGUUUAGUGUUUACUACGAAACAGAAUCUGUCACGGCAAAAUGUAACGAAGAUUAUGAAGGAAUCAGCGAUGGAAUUUUGACGUUUUCGGAAAACGAAUAUGAAAAGUAUAUUGACGUCAACAUUUACGAUGAUUUGCUUGAAGAAAAAGACGAAACUUUCAAUAUUAAUCUCAUUUCUGCUACUGGAGUGGUAACAAUCGGUCCUAACAAGCGUACUGUAAUCACUAUUGUUUGUGAUGAUAAUAUGUUAAGAAACAUUAGGAACCUUCGCAAACUCACUUCACAUUAUAUGCUAAAAAUGAGGCAUGAGACAAAUUCAUGGCUGGAACAAAUCAUUGAAUCGAUCAGCGUUAAUGCUGGUGAUCUCUCGAAUGCUACACUAGCUGAUUGUUUGAUUCAUAUACUUGUAUUUCCAUGGAAGGUUUUAGCUGCUUUAAUACCUCCAGCCUCAUUUAUGGCUGGAUGGUCUGCUUUUAUUUGUGCAUUAAUUUUAAUUGGCUUAAUUACAGCUAUUGUUGGUGACUUGGCAAGUAUAUUUGGUUGUAUGGUUGGCCUGCAUGAUGCUGUAACGGCAAUUACGCUAGUUGCGCUUGGUACUAGUCUACCGGACACGUUUGCAUCAAAAAUUGCCGCUCAAAAUGAUAUAUCAGCUGACAAUGCUAUAGGCAAUAUUACGGGUUCAAAUGCCGUAAAUGUUUUCCUUGGGCUUGGAUUACCAUGGACUAUUGCUGCUAUGUACUGGUUCAUGCAGAACAAAGUAUUCAUAGUCGAUGCUGGCAAUUUGAGUUUUAGUGUUGCAAUAUUCCUGGCUACAUCAGCGUUAUGCUUAGUGCUUUUAAUAACUCGACGACAUUUGACAUUCUUCGGUAAAGGUGAACUAGGAGGUCGCAUAUAUCCCAAAACUCUUAGUGCAUUAAUACUUAUUAUUUUAUGGCUUGCUUAUAUAUUUUUGUCUAUUUUACAAACUUUAAAUUAUUUGUCUAUUUGA